GAAACCCGGGCUGCCUGCAGGGGCAGCGCCACCCCCUGCGUGGGACUCGGGCGCCCGGUGCACCCCCAACCUGGUAGUCCCCGGAGGCAGCCAGAGCUGGGAUGGAGCUGCCUGUGCGCCGCCGGGAGCCCCCGUACUCGCCGGUGGACAGCUGUUCCCUGAGCUCGCUCGAGUCCAGCGUCUUCUGCAGCGAGGGCGAAGGGGAGCCCCUGGCGCUCGGGGACAGCUUCACCGUCAACGUGGGCGGCAGCCGCUUUGUGCUGUCGCAGCAGGCGCUGUCCUGCUUCCCGCACACGCGCCUGGGCAAGCUGGCCGUCGUGGUGGCCUCCUAUCGCCGCCCAGGGGCCCUGACCGCCGUGCCCAGCCCCCUGGACUUCUGCGACGACGCCAACCCGGUGGACAAUGAGUACUUCUUCGACCGCAGCUCGCAGGCGUUUCGCUAUGUCCUGCACUACUACCGCACCGGCCGCCUGCACGUCAUGGAGCAGCUGUGCGCCAUCUCCUUCCUCCAGGAGAUCCAGUACUGGGGCAUUGACGAGCUCAGCAUCGACUCCUGCUGCAGGGACAGAUACUUUAGAAGGAAGGAGCUGAGUGAAACUUUAGACUUUAAGAAGGACACAGAAGACCAGGAGAGUCAGCAUGAGAGUGAACAGGAUUUCUCACAGGGACCCUGCCCUACUGCCCGCCAGAAGCUCUGGAACAUCCUGGAGAAACCUGGCUCGUCCACAGCUGCCCGCAUCUUUGGGGUCAUCUCCAUCAUCUUUGUAGUGGUGUCCAUCAUUAACAUGGCCCUGAUGUCCUCAGAGCUCAGCUGGCUGGACCUGCAGUUACUGGAAAUCCUGGAGUACGUGUGCAUCAGCUGGUUCACCGGGGAGUUUGUCCUGCGCUUCCUGUGCGUGAGGGACAGGUGCCGCUUCCUGAGGAAAGUGCCCAACAUCAUAGACCUCCUUGCCAUCCUGCCCUUCUACAUCACCCUCCUGGUGGAGAGCCUGAGCGGGAGUCAGACCACCCAGGAGCUGGAGAACGUGGGGCGCAUCGUCCAGGUGCUGCGGCUGCUCCGGGCACUGCGCAUGCUCAAGCUUGGCCGCCACUCCACAGGUUUACGCUCCCUUGGAAUGACAAUCACCCAGUGCUACGAAGAGGUCGGCCUGCUGCUCCUGUUCCUGUCUGUGGGAAUUUCCAUAUUUUCAACUGUGGAGUAUUUUGCCGAGCAAAGCAUUCCCGACACAACCUUUACAAGUGUCCCUUGUGCAUGGUGGUGGGCUACAACAUCCAUGACUACCGUGGGGUAUGGAGACAUUAGACCGGACACCACCACAGGCAAAAUCGUGGCCUUUAUGUGUAUAUUAUCCGGAAUCCUUGUCUUGGCCUUGCCCAUUGCUAUUAUCAAUGACCGCUUCUCUGCUUGCUACUUUACCUUGAAACUGAGGGAAGCGGCUGCGAGGCAGCGUGAAGCUCUAAAGAAGCUUACCAAGAACAUAGCCACUGACUCCUACAUCAGUGUUAACUUGAGAGAUGUCUAUGCUCGGAGUAUCAUGGAGAUGCUCCGACUAAAAGGGCGAGAGCGAGCAAGUACGAGGAGCAGUGCAGGAGACGAUUUCUGGUUUUGA
Molecule: messenger RNA, 1610 nt
Organism: Elephantulus edwardii (Cape elephant shrew)
Lineage: Eukaryota; Metazoa; Chordata; Mammalia; Macroscelidea; Macroscelididae
Gene: KCNV1
Product: potassium channel, subfamily V, member 1
Exons: 3
Coding region: 102-1610 (502 amino acids)
Biological process (GO): potassium ion transmembrane transport; protein homooligomerization
Cellular component (GO): membrane; voltage-gated potassium channel complex
Molecular function (GO): protein binding; voltage-gated potassium channel activity
Source: RefSeq, a predicted model, not a curated record